Molecule: messenger RNA, 771 nt
Organism: Sclerotinia sclerotiorum 1980 UF-70
Lineage: Eukaryota; Fungi; Ascomycota; Leotiomycetes; Helotiales; Sclerotiniaceae
Product: 40S ribosomal protein S1
Exons: 5
Coding region: 1-771 (256 amino acids)
Biological process (GO): translation
Cellular component (GO): ribosome; cytosol
Molecular function (GO): structural constituent of ribosome
Source: RefSeq, a predicted model, not a curated record
AUGGCUGUCGGAAAGAAUAAGCGUCUCUCUAAGGGCAAGAAGGGUUUGAAGAAGAAGACCUUGGAUCCCUUCACCCGUAAAGAUUGGUACCAGAUCAAGGCACCAUCUUCAUUCCAAAUCAGAGAUGUCGGAAAGACCCUCGUCAACAGAACCACCGGUCUCAAGAACGCCAACGACUCGUUGAAAGGAAGAAUUAUCGAGGUUUCUUUGGCCGAUUUGCAAAAGGAUGAGGACCACGCUUUCCGCAAGGUUAAGCUCCGUGUCGAUGAGGUUCAAGGAAAGAACUGCUUGACCAACUUCCACGGUCUCGACUUCACAUCAGACAAGCUCAGAUCUCUUGUCCGAAAGUGGCAAUCCUUGAUCGAGGCAAACAUCACUGUCAAGACCACCGACGACUACCUCCUCCGCCUCUUCGCUAUCGCUUUCACCAAGCGCAGACCUAACCAGAUCAAGAAGACCACAUACGCUGCUUCUUCUCAAAUCAGGGCGAUCCGCAAGAAGAUGACCGAGAUCAUUCAACGUGAGGCUAGCACCUGCACUCUCACUCAACUCACCGCCAAGCUCAUCCCAGAGGUUAUCGGUCGUGAGAUUGAGAAGGCUACCCAAGGCAUCUACCCAUUACAAAACGUUCACAUUAGAAAAGUCAAGCUUUUGAAGGCACCUAAGUUCGACCUUGGUGCUCUCCUCAACCUCCACGGCGAGUCAAACACAGAUGAGCAAGGGCAAAAGGUUGAGAGGGAAUUCAAGGAGAAGGUGUUGGAGCAAGUUUAA